Messenger RNA from Lodderomyces orthopsilosis Co 90-125, 2565 nucleotides. RefSeq names its product DNA helicase. Gene Ontology annotation, molecular function: 3'-5' DNA helicase activity; DNA binding; hydrolase activity. The coding region runs from base 1 to 2565 and encodes 854 amino acids. Gene Ontology annotation, cellular component: nucleus. The record is from RefSeq and is a predicted model, not a curated record. NCBI's taxonomy places the organism in Eukaryota, Fungi, Ascomycota, Pichiomycetes, Serinales, Debaryomycetaceae. Gene Ontology annotation, biological process: recombinational repair. The transcript has a single exon.
AUGGCAACUAGCUCAACUCAAAACCUUGCGUUUUUAGACGGUCUCAAUGAGAAUCAGAAACAAGCAGUUACUGCACCUGCCAAUGGCCGUCUUCAAAUAAUUGCUGGUCCGGGAACUGGAAAGACAAAAGUCUUGACAUCAAGAGUUGCGUACCUACUCCUCGUGGAAAAGAUUAAACCAGAACACAUUAUUGUAACUACCUUUACGAAGAAGGCAGCUAAUGAAUUAGUGGAAAGAUUGGAAUCCUUAUUGAAAGCACACAUUGAGAUCAAUGUAUCAAACUUGUUGGUGGGCACAUUUCACAGUUUAUGUUACCGAAUUAUUAAGAAAUUUGGGUCCAAGAUUGGUGUUAAUGGGUAUUCUGUUGCUGAUGAGAGAGAUAAAGAUCAUUUAUUGAGAGAGAUCUUGGAAAAGGACCUUCCAGGUGAGGUUAUCAAGUACAUACGCGGUGCACCUAUUGAAGAAACUAUAAUACUUCGAUCCAACAAGCAAAAUGAAAAACAUCAUGGAAUCGACUUGUACAAGUUGAAGCGGCAAAUAUCAAGACUAAAAUCCCAAGGACUUUUGCCGGAGAGUUAUCAAAAUGUCCAAAAGUAUAACAAAUGUUUGCACUUAAUAUAUACAGCGUAUCAACUGAAACUCAUCGAGGAAGGGAAACUUGAUUUUGAUGAUUGUUUGCUAACAUGUUACAAUUUGGUGACAAAGUAUCCGGUACUUCACUUCGUCAAACACGUGCUUGUCGAUGAAUUUCAAGACACAAAUGAUAUACAACUUCGCUUGAUGUAUCAAUUUGCAACUGGAAGUGUUAUUAAUCCAAAGUUCCAAAACAAUGUAACUAUUGUUGGUGACCCAGAUCAAAGUAUAUAUGCAUUUAGAGAUGCACAAUCAAAGAAUUUUGCGAUAAUGCUUGAACAUUAUGGAAAGCUCAACUUACCAUGUACAGUUAUCGCAUUGAACCAAAAUUAUCGAUCUACAAAAGAUAUUUUGCAAAUAUCGGAAAACUUAAUGAGACAGCAAGAGAGUCGGCAAGUGAAGGAUUUGGUAUCUCAAUUCAAGGAUUCCAUAAAACCGGUGUACAAAUGCUUGAAGUCGGCUACACAAGAAGCUAAAUGGAUAGUCUAUCAGAUCGAGUUUCUAUUAGCAUUACCUAAUUCAGUGUUUAAACCGAAGGAUAUUGCAAUUUUGUUUCGUGCUGCGUUUCAAACCCGUGCUGUGGAGACUGAAUUAGUGAGAAGGAAAAUUCCCUAUUUCAUGAUUAGAGGUAAAGCGUUUUGGGAGAGACAAGAAGUUGUUGCCAUCAUCGAUUAUUUACGAGUUUGUGGUGAUGAGGAUGAUAGAAUAUCCAUAUCGCGUACAUUGAAUUUCCCUAAACGUGGAUUGGGUGCAAAGGCUCUUGAAUCAAUAGAUGACCUCAUCAUGAAGGGCAAACGAUCUGGUUCCUCUGCAUUUCAGGUGCUCAAGGCCUUAUCUAUCGAUAAGCUUCCAGAUUUAAAGUUACCACUUCGAACAAGCAGCAGUGUUGCCAAAUAUGUUCAAAUGAUUGAGAAGGCAAAGGAAAUAUUACAAAAGAUUGAACCAAGUAAUACUGAUCGCGAUAGAUGCGCUUUUGCAUUGCAAUUGUUUGAGGUUGUUUAUGAAGAGUCAGGUCUUAAGGCUGAAUAUCUGAAAGACGAAGAAAGAUCUUUGAAUAUUGAGGAAGUAAGAGAGCAAUUCUGCCAGUUUCAAUUUCAAGACGAAACUAUCAUAGGUAAUAUAGAUGAUGAUCAAGAUGCUGAUGAUAGGAACUUUAUAGUUCAAUUUGUACAAUCAAUUGGGUUAUAUGCGACUGAUGACAAGGAGGAUGAGAAGCUGAAUAGUCCAAAAGUUUCACUAAGUACUAUCCAUGGUGCCAAAGGUCUUGAAUGGCCUGUGGUGUUUGUGCCUGGUUUAUCUGAAGGUUUAUUACCUGCUGGAUUUGCAAUGUUUAGUAGUGACUCCAACGCACUCGAUGAAGAAAGACGAUGCUUCUACGUUGCAUGUACCAGAGCCCAAUUGUUACUUUAUGUAUCUGCCUACAAAGAAUCUGGAUCAAGUAACUCUUGGAAACGAUCUAUAGAUUGUGAAUCUAGAUUUGUUACAAGGCUAGCAGAGCUGAAAGUGUUUGAUGAAGUACAACCUGCAUUGAAAAAUAUGAACGGGUAUAAACAGUUGUGCUCGUUGCUAGAAAUCAAGUACGAUAACUCAGUUGAAAAACAAUUGGAACAAUUGUUUCAUGCAUAUAUCAAAAAUUGGAAAAUGUAUUCAACUAAUGAAACAUUUGACCCCACUACACUGCCGGAAAAUGCUAUGUCAGUAGGAUUUGCAAAAGCACUGUGUCUAAGUCAAGAUUUGAAUUCAAAAAGGAGAAAACUUGAAUUCAAAGCACCAGCAGUAGUAUCAAAGCCUAAAGUAAUUGCAAUUGAUGACAACCUGGAUGAUGAUGCGAUUGUGGUUUUGCUGACCGUACCCGCCCCAAAAAAGAACAAGGCCCCUCCUUAUAUCCCUAUACGCAAGCUAAAGUCUAAUGCAUUAGGUACAAAAAGGUAA